AUGAGCGCCCUCGCUGCCAGGAGAGCUGCACUUGCAGCCAAGGCUGCAAUCGCCGCCGAGGCACCUCCUGCGCCCUCAAAACCGACGACAAGGUCGGCCAAGCCCGCCAAGCAAGCUCCGAAACCCCCACCCUCCCCAACGUUGUCUGACUUCUCUGGCGUCUCUGACGAGUCCGAUGACUCUGCUGGGCCAUCCAACAAACGUCGAAAGGUGGCUAACAAGGGAAAGAAGGCUCCCGAGAAGAAGGAGAAGGAGGCCCGUUACUUUGUUGGGGUCGAGAUCCCGACACGAGCCAAGCCGCCCACCUCGAAGCCUCGGAAGCAGCGAGCGUUUUCCCCGAGUGCAGCUAUGGAGGAAAUGGAGGACGGAACGUCUGCGGAGUCUAGUGGAGAUGAAGGCGAUGAGCCUCUGCAGGAGGAGGCGGCUGCUCCGUGCGCUCCGGCCUCGCUGCCCUGCUCAUCCUUCUUCGUGGUGGAAGACGACGUCAACUUUGCUACAUUGACGGCCAAGCAACUGUCUGAAGCUGGCAUCGCAUCCUCCGGGCCAGGAGUGGUCAUCAGUAUCCGCGUCCAGGAGACACUAGCCAUUGUUGGAACGUACUCGGUUACACCGCUGCAGGGUUCUCUGGCCCUACUCUCGACGACUAUCGUUCCCUCAGCCGAAAACACGUCCUACCCUGUCUUUGCGCCUUCGUCGCACCCUGUUCCGAUUCUUGCGCGUGCGAACGACGAGGAGUCCGAGUCUGACCUGCUGGAGGUCCUGGACCUUCCCGAGAGCUUCGACCUUAGCCCGUCGCAGACCGUUUUCAUUCUCCAGGAGAACCGAACAGGCAUUGAGGGAUUGAGCGGCGACGUUGUUCCGGGCUUCAACAGCAUCUGGCUGUCCGAGGAGGGUGCCUGGGGUCUGAGGGGCGUGCACCCCAUCCUCGACAACUUCCCCGUCCCGGUGUACCCGCACGUCACGCCCGAGUCGUGGAGGCACGCGCUCGCCUCUGUUGUUCCAAACGAGGCGGAUCCCGAAGACUCGGACGACGAGACGCCGGGUGCGGUCUCCAGGCCGCCCGUCGCGAUCGUAAAGGGUCCCAAGCGAAGCGGCAAGUCUGCUCUUGCGCGGGCGACGCUGAACAAGCUGCUGGAGACGUAUGCGCAGGUCGCCUGGCUCGAGUGCGACUUGGGACAGGGCGAGUUCAGCUGCAGUGGUGCGGUUGGACUCUGGGUUCUCGACAGGCCUGUUCUCGGCCCCGCGUUCACGCAUCAGUGUCCACCGCUACGUGCGCACUACCUAGGCGAGCUGAGCCCCCAGUCGUGCCCGGACGAGUACAUGGCAGCGAUCCACCAGCUCAUUUCCUACUACCAGUACGAGGUGCAGCACCCGUCUACGUUCCUGGGCGAGGCGGCCGAGGGCGGUCGCAGGGGAGACGCCGUGCCGCUCGUGAUCAACACGCAGGGUUGGGUCAAGGGUCUCGGCGAGGAGCUGCUGCGCUCCAUCGAGGCGGUCGCCGAGCCUAGUCACGUCUUCGCCUUUGAGGCCGCAAGCGAGGAUGUGCCUCCUGGGUGGACAGCGUCUCCGGUUCACCAGUCGAUGGAUCUGCCGUUCUGCGCGCCGUGGGAGAGCGUUAUUGCCCGCGGCCCAGCGCCGACAGUUAUUACCGUUGAGCCGGCUCCGAGCUCGCCGCUCCAGGCUCGCUACAGCGCCGCGGACAUGCGUGCUCUCGCGACGGUUGCGUACCUUCACUCUCGCGGAGACAAGUGGGACUUCAGCGUGCCCGUGCUCGGCAUGCGACCGUGGGUCACCCAGCUCGGCGGAGGGGGUGCACUGCGCGCCGCAUAUUUGGCUGGUGAGGGUGCGGACGCCGUGCUGCCGGCGGACCUCCCGCUGGCGCUGAACGGAAGCCUGGUUGGCCUGAUCGAGGUCGAGACUCCGUCCGAGGAGACGUACGUUUCCGCCCGCCCCCAGCCCAGCGCGGAGGAGGCUACGCUCCUGGGGGUUGCACUCGUGCGCGCCGUGCGGGUGUCCGAGGACUCGCUGGCGCUUCAGCUUGUGACCCCUCUGCCCGCUGAGAUGCUGCAGCGUGCUACAGCGCUUGUGCGCAAUGGUGCGUUGGAGCUUCCCACGUGCGCGAUGCUCGACUGGCGAGAGCGGGUUCCGGGAGGCGGCGUCAGUGAAGACGGCCUUGCAGGUGUGCGCUGGGACGACGUGCCGUUCUUCGAUGCCGCUGGCGUCGAUGCCGUUGGUGCCGGACGCAGGCGCGUCCGACGCAACAUUCAGCGUAAGGGACAGUAG
Trichosporon asahii var. asahii CBS 2479 is the source of this 2283-nucleotide messenger RNA. RefSeq lists its product as uncharacterized. Bases 1 to 2283 code for a protein of 760 amino acids. The transcript is spliced from 2 exons. Gene Ontology annotation, molecular function: polynucleotide 5'-hydroxyl-kinase activity. Gene Ontology annotation, cellular component: nucleus. The record is from RefSeq and is a predicted model, not a curated record. NCBI's taxonomy places the organism in Eukaryota, Fungi, Basidiomycota, Tremellomycetes, Trichosporonales, Trichosporonaceae. Gene Ontology annotation, biological process: cleavage in ITS2 between 5.8S rRNA and LSU-rRNA of tricistronic rRNA transcript (SSU-rRNA, 5.8S rRNA, LSU-rRNA).